Elaeis guineensis (African oil palm) is the source of this 1589-nucleotide messenger RNA. Its product is annotated as serine/threonine-protein kinase RIPK. The record is from RefSeq and is a predicted model, not a curated record. Gene Ontology annotation, molecular function: ATP binding; protein kinase activity. Lineage: Eukaryota; Viridiplantae; Streptophyta; Magnoliopsida; Arecales; Arecaceae. Gene Ontology annotation, biological process: protein phosphorylation.
CUCCUCUUCCCUCUCCAAAGUCUUUCAUCACCCCCUCAAGGCCCCUCCAUGAACCACCUCUAUCUCUCCUCAGACUGACCAAAGGUCUCCACAGCUACCCCUUGCAUUAGUCCCAAAGGUCUCCUUAUAUUAGGCAGGCCUCGCAAGGUUUUUGACUAAGAAGCUAGACUUCAUUGAUCAACAGUUCCACCAGUUCUCCAAGAUGGCUAAGUUUUCAUGGAAAUCCUUUCUAAUGUGUUGCUAUGGGAGUAUUGAUGAAAGGCCACACCAACAGCCUAAGAAGGGCAACUUCACUUCACCGGUCUCGCCGGAAGAUCUAUCAUUUACCCUUGCAGGAUCAGAUCUCCAUGUGUUCACUUUCUUGGAGCUGAAAGCUGUGACGAGCAACUUCUCAAUGAGCAAUUUCAUUGGAUCAGGUGGAUUUGGACCUGUCUACAAGGGAUUCAUCGGCGACAAUUUGCGACCAGGUCUGAAGGCUCAAACGGUAGCAGUGAAGUCCCUGGACUUGGAAGGGUUGCAGGGCCACAGGGAAUGGCUGACUGAGGUUAUCUUUCUUGGGCAAUUGCGGCAUCCUCAUCUUGUGAGGUUGAUCGGUUAUUGCUGCGAAGAUGAGCGCAGACUGCUGGUCUAUGAAUAUAUGGAAGGAGGGAGCUUGGAGAACCAUCUUUUUAAGAGGCUUCUCACUUCUUUGCCAUGGUCGACGAGACUAAAGAUCGCCGUAGGGGCUGCCAAGGGCCUUGCAUUCCUUCAUGGAGCUGAGAAGCCGGUGAUCUACCGCGACUUCAAAGCUUCAAAUAUAUUAUUGGACUUGGAUUACACAGCAAAGCUUUCAGAUUUUGGGCUAGCAAAAGAUGGUCCUGAAGGAGAAAACACUCAUGUCACGACACGUGUCAUGGGCACACUAGGCUAUGCCGCACCCGAGUACAUCAUGACCGGCCAUCUCACAGCAAAGAGUGAUGUCUAUAGUUUCGGAGUGGUACUAUUGGAGCUAUUGACAGGGAGAAGGUCCAUAGACAAAUCCAGGCCGACCAGGGAACAGAACCUUGUCGAAUGGUCUCGGCCUUAUUUGAAAAAUGCCGAUAAGCUAGGCCGCAUCAUGGACCCCAAACUCGAAGGCCAAUACUCAACCAAAGGUGCUCAAAGAGCAGCAGCAGUGGCUUACCAGUGCUUAAGCCAGAGUCCAAAAUCAAGGCCUCAUAUGAGAGACAUUGUUGAAACCUUGGAGCCACUUCUAAACUUAAAUGACGUACCAAUUGGCCUCUUCGUGUACACGGUGACAGUGGAGAAGAGCAAGGAAGAAGAUGAAGGGAAGAUGGAAAUGAAGGUUGAAGCAAAGGUGAAACAAGAUCACCACAAUCAUGAUCGCAGACACAAAUUAAAGUUUCCAAAUUCUGCGAUCCACUCUGAAACUACGCUUCACAGGGAGGGGAGAAAUUUGUAUAGGCACCACCAAGGACGAGGGGCUCAGUCUACAGAGAAAUGAAUCUCCAUUGUGCAUAUGCUAUGUGUCAGUUCAUACAACCACCUUAUCAUUUCUUCAGACAAUCUGAAUUUUAGAAGAUAGUCUCAAUAUAGACUAGUUCAACCUA